CGUCGUCUGCUCUUUCCUCGAGCGUUACGGGGCCUUGCUGGAUCUGCCUGAGCUGCCUUUCCCCGAGCUGGAGCGCGUCCUGCAGCCGCCGCAGGAGCCCGGAGACCAGGAUCCAAAAGAAUUGGUGGAGCUUCACUUGAAACUGAUGAGAAAGAUUGGGAAGUCUGUCACAGCAGACAGAUGGGAAAAAUAUUUGAUCAAGAUAUGCCAAGAAUUCAACAGCACUUGGGCUUGGGAGAUGGAAAAAAAAGGAUACCUAGAAAUGAGUGUUGAAUGCAAACUGGGGAUUCUGAAGUAUCUCUGUGAAUGUCAGUUCGAUGACAAUCUAAAGUUUAAGAAUAUAAUUAACGAGGAGGAUGCCGAUGCCAUGCGUCUGCAGCCCAUCGGUCGAGACAAGGACGGGCUGAUGUAUUGGUAUCAGCUGGAUCAGGAGCAUAACGUCAGGAUGUACAUAGAAGAACAGGAUGACCAGGAUGGAUCCACGUGGAAGUGCAUUGUUAGAAACCGCAAUGAGCUCGCCGAGACCCUUGAGCUCUUGAAAGCACAAAUUGAUCCUGCCCUGUUGAAAAACAACAGUUCUCAGCAGGAGAAUUCAUCACGUGAAAGCCCAAGCAUAGAAGAUGAAGACACCAAAAAGGGCGAAGAAGCACCUACACAAGAAAAUCAAUUAAAAAUCAAAGAAGAAAAAGAGGAGGUGGAAGAACAAUCAAUGGAAACGGAAAGCCUUCCUCUUCCUGAAGUCAAAGAAGAUGAAAAUACGCCAAAAAUUGAGAAAGUGGAAGAAAAAGAAAUUAUAAAAUUGCCAGUGAUAGUAAAAUUAGAGAAACCUUCAGAAUACAACGAAGAAAAGCAAAGUGUCAAAGAAGAAAGUGACUCCUUUAAAGAAAACGUCAAGCCUGUUAAAGCAGAGGUGAAGGAAAACAAAAUAGAACCGAAAGACUUAAAAGAAGUAAAAAGUUGUACGGACAAAAUAGCAGUUCAUGAACCAGAGAGGUUAGAAUUUUGUGUUAACGUCAAAACUCCCCAAGAAAUUGUGGAGAAAUCUGUAGAAGAAAGUGAGAAACUUAAAAAUGACCAGCAGGCAAAAAUACCGCUUAAAAAACGAGAGAUCAAGCUGACGGAUGACUACGACAGUCCGAUAAAGGGGCCUCUGUGUAAAUGUGUUACUCCUACAAAGGAUGUCUUGAAGGAAGAAGGGAAACCAGAAGAAGAAGCUUUUAAGAGAGUCCCUACAAUUACUGCUUUAUGUCCCGAUGGAAAAGUGCUCGUAAACGGGGAGGUUACCUGUGAAAAAAUCACCCCGAGUGUCAUACAAAAUAAUAAGUCGGAACACUCUGCCGGCGCCAAGGAAGACGGUGGCUCCUUAAAAGAGAAAAAUGGAAAAAAUGGGGAAAAGGUGACAGACUCUGUUAGUAAAAUUAUAAAAACGUGCGAGGUUGAGAAAAACGCAGUAACUGUGGUGAAGGAGACGGGGGUCGUGGUCUCUGAGGUUUCGAAUCAGAAAGUGCCUUCAAAGGAGGAAUCUAGUCCUGUGGAAAAAGAGUCCCUCGACAGCACAACUGCUGAAACUGUAGUGGAAGAGUCUUCAAACUCUGAAGACUGUGCCAAAACAACCGAAGAGACGCUAGCCAUGAAAAUCAAGAAGGACAGACUACCAUCACCCAAAGAAUGUUUAGAGAAUAAGCUAGAGAAGUCCCCAAAUGCAUCUUCUCCUGCAGAACCGCCCAAGCUCGCGCUCCCCGAUGAGGAGACUUUGAAAAGCAAAGGUGAGUCUGAGGAGAAACCCGAUUCUCCAAAAGCUGCUGAAACGUCCCCUUCGUCUUCUUCUCCUGUGGCUUUAGAGAAGCCGGUUUUGGAAAAGGAGGGCUUGGAUAAUAAACCGGCUUUACCCGAGGAGAGCAAAGUAGAAGAAAAAUCCAGCCCUGAAAAACAAGAGGAAGAGCCGGAAGCUGCCAAGACAGAGCCAGAUUCCUUAGAUGAUGCUCAUGCUUCUAAUCUAGAGGACUCCUCAGAGGGUAAAAAGGAAUCUCCGCCACCUAAAAGCAAAUUUAAAUAUAAGCUAGUUUCUGAAGAAGAAAGCUGCGCGACAGACAAUAAAGAAAUAACUUCUGAAAGACAGAAAGAAGGAAUUAAAUUAACCAUCAGGAUCUCCAGUCGGAAGAGAAAAGCGGAAACGCCGCCAGAAGAGGUCGGCAUCGGCCGCACGUUAAGGCGAUCUCCAAGGAUAUCCAAACCUACUCCAAAAGUUGUGGAGACUCGGGAUCAGAAACCUGAGAAAAAACGAGCCGAAGAGGAAGAGGAGAAACCUGCAGCAGCACAAAAACCUGAACGCAAAGAAGAUGCGAAAAAACAAGAGAAGGAGUCAAAUUCUAAGGUUAACAAGAGAAGCAAAGUUCGGUGGACGGGUACGCGGACACGCGGCAGGUGGAAAUACUCCAGUAAUGAAGAAAGUGAGGACUCAGACAGCGAAAAAAACUCGGAGGAGGAGGAGGAAGAAGAAGAAGAGGAGGAAGAAGAAGCUGCCCCUGCUGAUGAUGAUGAGCCGUGCAAGAAGUGUGGCCUUCCCAAUCACCCCGAGCUGAUUUUGUUGUGUGACUCGUGUGACAGCGGAUACCACACGGCCUGCCUGCGCCCGCCUCUGAUGAUAAUCCCCGACGGAGAGUGGUUCUGCCCACCCUGCCAGCACAAAUUACUCUGUGAGAAAUUAGAAGAACAGUUACAAGAUCUGGACGUGGUCUUAAAAAAGAAGGAGCGCGCGGAACGCAGAAAAGAACGAUUGGUGUAUGUGGGUAUCAGUAUUGAGAACAUCAUUCCACCUCAGGAGCCAGAAAUACCUGAAGGUCAGGAAGAAAAGAAGAAAGAUUCCAAAAAGCCAAAAUCGAAGCUGCUGGAAAGGAGGUCUACCAGAACCCGAAAAUGCAUAAGCUACAGGUUUGAUGAAUUUGAUGAGGCAAUUGAUGAGGCCAUUGAAGAUGACAUCAAGGAGGCUGAUGGAGGAGGCAUUGGCAGAGGCAAAGACAUGUCUAAUAUCACAGGUCACCGUGGAAAAGACAUUUCCACCAUCCUGGAGGAAGAAAGGAAAGAAAACAAGCGACCCCAAAGAGCUGCUGCAGCGCGACGCAAGAAACGACGGCGACUAAACGACUUGGACAGUGACAGUAACCUGGAUGAGGAGGAGAGCGAGGAUGAGUUCAAGAUCAGUGAUGGAUCUCAGGACGAGUUUGUGAUAUCAGAGGAGAAUCUGGAUGAAAGUGAAGAUGACCCACCCUCGAACGAAGACAGCGAUUCCGAGUUCUGCGCCCGCAUAUCCAGGAGACACCUCUCCAGGCCCAUGAGGCAAAGCAGGAGGUUACGAAGGAAAACAGUCAAGAAAAAAUAUUCGGAAGAUGACGAAGAUGAAGAUUCCGAGGACAAUUCAAGCAGAGAAUCUGAGAGCGGCGAUUACACAGAUUACAGCGACGACGAUUACCUGGAAACGAGGAGGAGGAGAUCGAGACGGAAUCAGAAGAGACAAGUUAAUUAUAAGGAAGAUUCCGAAAGUGAUGGCUCCCAGAAAAGCGUCCGCUACGGGAAGGAGUUAAGAAGAGUUCAUAAACGCAGACUCUCCACUUCGGAUAGCGAAGGUAAAAUAAAGAGUGGGCCGUUUGCAGGAGCUGGGAUAGCCCAGCCUUAGCAUGAAAACUGUGUAAAAUUCAGAGAUUUCAGAGAAUCUUUGUUCUAGAGUUCCUUGGUGUUUCCUCCUGAAACAGUCCAGGGGGAACUUCGUGAUGCGCUGUUACGGUCACUUCUCAACAUCAUCCUUGUCCCUAACGCUGAUUUCCAGCUCUGAAUCUACUCUGCCUGGCAUGGAGUGCUGGGAUUCCAAAACUGGCACUAAUGUCAUUAUUUCACCACUUCCCCAUUAAGAGGU
Molecule: messenger RNA, 3910 nt
Organism: Calidris pugnax (ruff)
Lineage: Eukaryota; Metazoa; Chordata; Aves; Charadriiformes; Scolopacidae
Gene: RSF1
Product: remodeling and spacing factor 1
Exons: 15
Coding region: 146-3673 (1175 amino acids)
Biological process (GO): regulation of DNA-templated transcription
Cellular component (GO): RSF complex
Source: RefSeq, a predicted model, not a curated record